AUGAAUGGGGUUGUGUCCCGGAUCUGAUGUCGGGCUGUGAUUGGUGAUCGGGGGUGGAGAUACUGUGACGUCUAGUCGGGCUCCUGUCACCAGGGAGACGGCGGUGGCGGCCGAGAGGCUGAUACAAAGUGGUCUGCAUUAUUACAAUGAUGUAGCAUUAGAUGCCAAGCCGGGAGAUCUAUGAUGGAAUCCCUGUCCAGAUUGAGCUUUGUGGUUGUGGAGCCUGAAGGAAGAGUUGUGUAAUUGGAAUAACCAUGAAAUAACCCCCCUUGGCAAAGAAUUACACUUGGAUGUUUUGCUAAUUGGUUGCAUGCAGGCUGUUUACAAGACUCAUGGGAGGAGACUGGCACGCACCAAACGGGAGAGCACGAUGUGGGGAAUGCACAACAAAGCAGUUUUUCCCCUAUCUAGCAGCUGCAUGUAGACAGAGAUGAGAUGGAGCAGCUGAAAACCAUCUGUGGAGGGCAGGGGUGGAAACACAAAUUUUGACUGUUCUCCCUGAAGAAGUUUCUGAGCACACCAUGAGCUACGUGUUGCAGGUGACCAAUGUGGCCAAAAGGGAUUCUCAAUGUUUUAUCCAGUUUGACUGAUAACCUGAGAUAUCAUGGAUAGCCCACCCAAACUGACAGGGGAAACAUUGAUUGUACAUCACAUUCCCCUUGUUCAUUGCCAGGUCCCAGACAGAAAGAGGUGCAGCAUGGGCAAAAGACCAAACCCAUUUUACCAUACCGAUCUGGGAAUCACAAGAACUACAUCACUGCCAGAAAGGGACCUGCUUCAAAAGGAAACAUUACUAUACAGCAGCUUAAUUCAGGCUUCUUGUUUACCUCCUGGGGUACCACAUGAAACUGAAGGUAGACUACCAGACUCAAAAGAAACCAACACAAGCGAUCAGCACAAUUCAUUAAUUUUCAAUGAGAAUAAUGAUCAGGAAAUCUCCUAUAACAGUUCCUUUCAUCCACAGAAUAGCAACAUUAACAAUUCACCAUUUGUUCUUCAUGAACAGCCAUUUCACCUACAUGGUGCUGAAAAAAGCACAAAACAGUGGAGCUCCAAUAUUAGACAAGGGAUUAUUGAAGGUCAAGAGGAACAAACCCAUAAAUGUGAUUGCAAGAAGUCAAAUCGAAUCAUCACAUCAAAACAAGCAUCAGCUGAUCUAAUAGAACUACCGAUGUGCAACUGUGCUCAUGAUAGCACAUCCACCUUAUUCUUUGAUUGCAACCAAGGGUUGGAAAACACCCAAGAUGGAUUGUUCGGGAAACAAGAUUUACUAGACAGCAGAAAGUGCAGUUGCUCUAGCUCAGAUAUCCAGCAAAGCAGAAGUUGUGUUUUUUCAGAUCAGUCUGAGGUAGAUAAUCAGCAUAUGACUUACAACAGUGACUCCUCAUGUAACAGUUCAGAUGGUGUGCUGGUCAAUUUUACUGCAAUUUACAAUAAAAUGAAAACCCAGUCAAAGUCCAACCUAAGUUCAGGUAACAUGUCGCAUGAUUCUUCAUAUUGCAGUCACUCAGAGAUGGGUGCAUUCUACCUGGACCUACAAUCAUCACCUAGUGAGCCAAAGAAUUCAUGUGAUAUUCACAGUGGUGAUAGUGCCAUGCAAACCUGUCUGUGCCAUCAGCAGUGUUCACCAGCUGUUGAUGACAACUGUAAUUCUUACCACCUACCAUGUGAAAACAUGCCCUGUUCUUCCGAAAAUUCAGAUUAUACUGCAUGUUUUCAAAGUCAAGCAAGAUUAGUUGUUGCCACACAAAAUUAUUACAAAUUAGUAACUUGUGACCUAUCUUCUCAGUCAACACCAAGCCCUGCAGGGUCUUCAAUAACAAGCUGCUCAGAAGAUCACGCAAAGAGUACAAGUCCAAGUCAACCUACAGAGUAUUAUCUCUUCCGGCAACCAGAAGAUAAGAUUGACAUUGAUCAAUGUUUUCAAGAGGAACCAGCACUGGAGGCCACUGAAGAUCUCAUUGAAGGUCAAGUAUAUGUGAAUGUUGCUUCAAAUACUUCUGGCAGGCAAAGAUCAAGGAGCUAUGAUCGUAAUUUAGAUAAGGGCCCAUCCCCUAGGUUGGGCUCAUUGGAACGCAUGUAUAGCUGUCCAGGCAAGCUAAGUGACAGUCAUACAGGAACAUCGCAGAGAUCACCACCACGACGUGUAACCUCAUUUGCUGAAAUUGCUCGAACUAGAAAACGAAGUGGGAAUUCGCCGCCACUCAAAACCAGUGGAGAUUCUUCAAUAGAGUUCUCCCCAAUAUUGGAAAAUCAGAAAGAAAAUAAUGUUUUUGUUUCCUUAGAUGAAGAGUGCUGCCAUAAUCUGCCUGGCGGGUCCUCUCCAAAAAUGGACUUAACAACAUCCUGCGCUGCACCCUUCAUUCAUCGCUUUAGUAACAAAAACAGUAAUGCAAGUCUGCAUGAUAGAGCUCACCUUGAAGGGUAUGGACCUUGUUACAAUGGGGAAGAUGGCAGCAAACUAGAACCAGUUAAUCCACUCCAUCAACAAGUUGAGAAGAAUGCAUCUUUUGACAGCAGUACUAAAAUGGAAGGUGGCGGAUCAGAAGCAAAUGCAGUUAUCCGUUACAGUAAAGAACAGCGCCCAACUACGUUGCCCAUUCAGCCUUUUAUUCUCCACCAUCCAUUGAGCAAACAAAUUCCCAGGGUUCGGCCACUUCAGAACCAUAGUGCAUCUUCUGUUUCAUGUAUGUACAGUAUUCCAAGUAGUCAGCUGACAACAAAUGGACAUUCAAGUGGUACAUCUAGUUCUUCUGGUGGUAUGGUGUCAUUGGAAAAUAUAGCAACAGUAGGCAAGUCACAGAAUGGAUUCAAGGCAGAUGAGAAUGAGAAACAGAGGAACUCUUCUCCCAUAAGUGAGUACUGCUCACGGAGGCCUGUACCAGAUGCAAUUAGGCCAUCACCAUUGGGCAGUUACUCACCAGUGAAAAAUGAUGCAUCUAUCUUGCAGAGUGGAAAGUUAUCAUCAUCUGCUGUCUCACCAGAAAGAAAUUUUGGAAUCAACCCCCCGAGAAGUAGAUCAUGUCCUUUAUCUGCGAAUCUCAUUUCAAUUCGAUCUGCCCCAGUAAAAGGUGUUGUUUCACCCAGCAAAGCUCACCUUCAACAUAUUAGAGAUGAAAGAAAGAGUCCCAAGGAAGCUCAAAAGAAAGAACAAGGGAAUUUUCAAACUGGACAGAGCUCCACCUGUUGUUCCCAUCAAACUGUGUUGCCAACAUCUGCUAAUGUAACAGCAAAUGGUGUCAGCAGUCAUCUGGACCAUCAUAAGGAUAACCAAAGCAGAAGUGGAAAAGCAGCACUGUUUAACCAUGUGGCAUCAGGCUUCACAUCUGCUAAUCACAUUGCACCUCUGACACUCAAAUGGAGAGAAUAUCGCAGAAGAAAUCCCCUUGGUCAUGACCGUAUAAAAGGAUUUGGCUGUAAUUUGGAUCCUAAACAGUCAGGUCCUGGGAUGAUCAAGAAGAAAACCUAUCUGGAAUUUUCUGGCAAAAGUGGUGUUAACCAUAUUCGCUCAAGGCUAUAUGGCCAAUCUGUGAAGCAACUUCAGAGCUAUUACAGUGAUUUCUUUCCGGAUUACUUUUCACUGGCUGAGAAACCUCCUGCUGAAUUCUGUUUAUCACCUGAUGGUACCACAGAAAGUAUCUCCGUAGAUUUGCUUCAGAAAAAAGGUCUUGUUAAGGCUGUGAACACUGCUGUUGAUCUAAUUGUAGCACACUUUGGAACAAGCAGAGAUCCUGGUGUAAAGGCCAAACUUGGGAACAGUACAGUCAGUCCCAAUGUAGGCCAUCUUAUACUCAAGUACUUGUGCCCAGCAAUGAAAAAUGUGCUUCAAGAUGGGUUGAAGGCAUACAUUCCGGAUAUGAUCAUAGGACAAAGGAAAAAUUUGCCAUGGAUUGUUAUCGAGGCUUCUACUCAGCUAGGUCCUUCUACCAAGGCACUUAACAACCUUUUUUGCAAGAUAAGUCAGUGUUCUGAAUUAACGAGCCGCAGCACAAGAUUUAAUGCAUUCAUUUUUGGUCUUCUGAAUAUCAGAUCUUUGGAGUUUUGGUUUAAUCAUUUGUAUAAUCAUGAAGAUAUUAUUGGAGUUCACUAUUUACCGACUGGUUUCCUAGCACUGUCGCACAGUGUUUGUCAAUCAUUGUUUGAGGAACUCCUUCUUUUACUGCAGCCUCUUUCAUUACUGCCAUUCGAUUUAGAUCUGAUGUUUGAAUAUCAUGUUAUCCAAAUGAACAUGGAGCAACAGAAGAAGAAGGAACAACUCAAAGUCAAGCAGGAUCUCUUGCAAUCUGUGCACUCUACCUUUCAGCUCAUGAGGAACAAUGGUAGUAAUGUAAGUUUGGGACCUAUACAGGACAGAGAAGACAAAUCAGAAGGAUUUACACUGAAAGGUGUAAUAGCAAGGGAUGCUGUAAUACUAGAUAAACAUGAAGAUGAUGUACAGAAUGUGGAAAAAAUUAGAAAGGAGAACGUAAGUGAAACUAAAAAGGACAAGCAAGCAGGAUGGUGGUACCAGCUUAUGCAGAGCUCACAGGUGUAUAUUGAAGGUUCUUCAGAACAAUCAAUGUUUGUAAACUGGGAGAAGAGAAAGAAGCAAAGUACAGCUACCGUACUCCCACAGUUAAGCAUCAAUACAGAGAAAAAAUCACUUCGAGAGGGUGUCCCAGAAGGAGCAGAGAGUCAGCCAACAUCUGAAUUACACAAGUUGAACAUUUGUGGUGUGUUGUCCAAUCAAGCUGAGUCCAGUGAAGAGGCAGCAGCCACUAAGGAAUUCUCAAAAACGAUUCAGCCUGAGUAUUCUAAAAAUGAAGCCAAACCUUCUUGGAUGGGGAGUCCUCCAGAAUCCGUGCUACAUGAACUUAAGAAUAGUAAAGUUAAUGAAAGCACUGCUUCAAAUAAUAAUGAUCCACAACCAGGAAAAAUGCCAAACAUGGAUAAUACUGAAAGCAAGCAAGGAAUGUGGCUGGGCCGGUUAUUUGGUGCAAGUGUAAAUCAGGCUAGAAAAGAAGAGACACGACUGGUAAAAUCACAAAAAAACAGAUUACCUUCUGGCUGGUUGGGACUUGAUAGAUCGGUGUAUGAUCUAAUGGUGCAGACCAUGGGAGCUGGAAAAUGGAGAGGUCUCCAGCGCAUAUCAGAACAAUUCAAUCCACAGUCUGGAGGUAGUCAGCCUGAAUCUCAAGAAAGAAAAGCUCAGCAUGAGCGAGAAGUGAAAGCACUUUGUCAUCACAUAGCAACUGAGAAAGGACAACUCAGCUUUAAAAAAGGUGACGUUCUGAGAGUGAUAUCAAAAGUGGAUGCUGACUGGCUGCUGUGUGGCCUUGGUGCUGAACGUGGAUUAGUACCCUUUACAUACGUGACUCAUCCCGAAGAUGAGGAUUAUUAGGCUGAAUGCUCAAUAGACUGUGCGAUUUUAAUUGAAGUCUGAAGGGAUGGAGAGGAACAAAUAAAACAUGUUUACUUCAGCAAGAUUUAUUGAGCAGAAGAAGCACUAAAUUGCCAAUAUUUCUUUGCUUAUUAUUUUUUAUUGAGCGCAUUCAUGUACAAUUAUAGAGCCCCCAACAAAAUAUAAUAUAUUGCUCAUCAACUAAUUUUCAUUUUAGCAUUGGUGAGUAUAAAGCAUGCAUGGCACACAAAUAUUUGUUCAAAUUUUCACAUGCCUUUAGGAAUAAGCAGCGUUAUAUUAACAUACUUCCAAGUGAGUGCUACAGAACUAGGACAUAAAUGUUACAAUUUAUUAUUUAAUGUAUAUCAAAUUUUGACUUAAAAUAGUAUAAAUCGCAUGAAUUUGUGAAGUACAAAUAACAGGCAGUAUUUCUGUUUGUGAAAGACAGUAUUGGUGCCUUGAUUGGAUCCUGUAGGGUGACUUAGCUGCUUACCUUUGCACAGUCAUUCUACAAGAAUGUUUAAUGUUUGGGGUAGUGUAGGAAUCAAUGAAAAUAUAACAAUUUGUAGUAAUAUAUACCUCUGGCUUGUAAAUAUGCAGUCAAAGAAGGUACUCCACAUUUAGUUUUAUUUACGGACAUUCUUUCAAUGUGUAUUGUAUUAUUUAUUUAUUUUGCAUAUUAAUAAAAGUGCUGAAAUGA
This is a messenger RNA of Rhincodon typus (whale shark), 6080 nucleotides long. Its product is annotated as AP-4 complex accessory subunit RUSC2-like. Gene Ontology annotation, molecular function: protein binding. Gene Ontology annotation, cellular component: cytoplasmic vesicle. The transcript is spliced from 15 exons. The record is from RefSeq and is a predicted model, not a curated record. The coding region runs from base 605 to 5380 and encodes 1591 amino acids. NCBI's taxonomy places the organism in Eukaryota, Metazoa, Chordata, Chondrichthyes, Orectolobiformes, Rhincodontidae.